AUGGAAAAUGUGACAAAGAAACAGAAAUCAAGCUCAAUAAAGAUGGCAGUUUAGAAUUAAGAAAGCUAGAGAGCUCAACCUGAAGAGGGACAGAAGUGGAAUCGCUAUUUUGAUGAUUUAAAAGAUAAAGUAAAGCAUCAAAGAGAGUAGAUAAAGUAAUAUGAUGACAAAAUUGCAUAACACAGAGAAAAAUAAUACAAUAAUGAAAUUCACUAGAAGUUAAUUGAUAAAAUGAAGUAAUAGAGAGUCUAUCAUCUCUAGAGAUCGUUUGCUAAUCAAGCACCACAAAAAACUGAAAGAUUGUACCAAAGAGUCUAAUAGAAUACUGCUCUACCUUUUAUAAAAAGAGAUAAAACUGUUUCACCUACUAAAAGAGCCAAUCAUACCUCAUCAUCUCCAUCAAGAACUCUCUUAAGGGGUAGGAAGUAGCUUAAUAAUCAUCAGCAACCUCAAAUAGAAAUUGUAGAGAACCUCGAUUAAAAUGAUGACGACUAUAAUGAUGGUGGUACUGGAUUCUUUAUCACUAGGAUAUCUGACAAAAAUGUUGAUUAUAUCAAUCAAUAAAAAAAUCUUAUUGCUCAUUCAACUGUAAUAAACAAUUAAGCUAAACGAACAGACAUGAAUAUCAGUACUAAUCAUUAUAGCGAGGAUCAAUCAGAAAUGUUUGAGAAUUUUAAACUGAAGGAUUUUUUAACAUAGAUUAAUCGAUGUAAAGAAAAAGAAGUACCAAUAGAGAUCCCUGGCUUUGGAUACAAUAGCUGUGCAUAUGCUAAAUUAGUAGAUGAAGAAAAAGUUGCUUAUGAUAAGAAUAGAAAAAGUUCUUAUAGUGAUCAAAUCUUCAUUGAAUAACAAUUCCUUAAAUCAUCUGCUAAAUUGAGGAAAGCGGAGAACAGACUUGUAAUAUAUUUUUUCGAAGUUUAUUAAAUUUCUAAAUAGUUUGAAAAGUUAAAGACAGAACUUGGGAAGUCAAAGGAAUCCGACUACGAUAUUAAUUAAUUUUCUGGUGGUAAUUUAUCAGAUCUGCCUGUCAACAGUACGAUUCAUAAUCGAGACAAGUCAACCGAACAACAAAACCAGCCUCUAAAGAAUAUACUCAAAUCGAUUUCUGAAAUUAAUAGAAAAGGAAUUGACUAGAAUAUACACUAUAAUAAAAGCAAAGGAGGCUUGAUUCAGCAAAAUAAAACUUCAUUCAGUAAUAUCAAUAGCGGAAUACAGACAGCAAAUACGACUUUGCAAGCAGGCACAGGUAUACUUGGGUAUUAGCCGACUGGUAAAGAAUUUGGAGUAAAAACUGGCUAAGCAUUCUUCAACUUUAACAGAAGCAUUAUGAAAGACAAAAUAGCUUCAAGAAGAUAGUCAAAUGAUUCAGUCGACCAUAUUUACAAUGGUGAUUGA
This is a messenger RNA of Stylonychia lemnae, 1395 nucleotides long. NCBI's taxonomy places the organism in Eukaryota, Ciliophora, Spirotrichea, Sporadotrichida, Oxytrichidae. The record is from the annotation of a GenBank genome assembly.